AUGUCUCGAAAUUUACACUCCCAAAACGUUUUAGGACAGUCGCUUUUCCAAAAAAUAAACGAAUGCCGUGUGCUAAUCAUUGGAGCUGGUGGGAUCGGAUGCGAGCUAUUAAAGAAUGUGGCAAUGAGUGGUUUUCUUCAAAUCGAACUGGUUGAUCUAGAUACAGUCGAACUUUCGAAUUUAAACCGGCAAUUUUUAUUUCAAAACCAACACAUUAAGAAAUCUAAGGCAAAAGUUGCACGUGAAUCCGCAUUAAAUUUUAACCCUGAUAUGAAUAUCAUUGCGCAUCAUGCUAAUAUCAAAGACAACCAAUUUAACGUUGAAUGGUUUAAACGCUUCGAUAUUGUGAUGAACGCAUUAGAUAACCUUGAAGCUAGACGCCAUGUAAACAUGAUGUGUUUAGUUGCUGAUGUACCAUUGAUUGAAUCUGGUACAGAAGGAUAUUUAGGUCAAGUGACAGUGAUUAAAAAGGGAAUAUCCGAGUGUUAUGAUUGCCAACCUAAACCAUUAAAAAGAACUUUUCCAGUAUGUACCAUUCGAAGUACUCCCUCCCAACCUAUCCAUUGUAUCGAAUGGGCUAAAAGUUAUCUUUUUAGUCAGUUAUUUGGACUACCUGAAGAUGAAGAUGAUGAACGUUUGGAAUCAGAAAUGACGGAUGACAAUGCGAAUGAAAUAGAUAAUCUUAGAAGAGAAACGCAAGCGUUAAAGCAAAUUAGAGCAGCAAUGGGAACGCUGGACUAUCCUCAAAGAGUUUUUAGAAAGGUUUUUACCGACGAUAUAAUUCGUUUACUUAGAAUGGAAGAUAUGUGGAGAAACAGGAAACCUCCCGUACCUCUAAUAUACGAGGACAUUGUAAAUUUAGUUACGGAAGGAGAUUCUGAUUUGAAUUACAUAGAAGAUUAUAAUAUGUUGAAAGAUCAACGAAUAUGGAGUCUAGCAGAAAACUUCGUUGUUUUCUUAGAUAGCGUUCGACGCCUAAGUAAUACAUUAUUAAAAAAACAAAACAGUAAUCCAAACGCUUCGCUUUUAUUUGAUAAAGAUGAUCAGGAUGCUUUGGAUUUUGUAACAGCAUCAUCCAAUUUACGAUCAAUUAUUUUUAGUAUUGAUGUGAAAUCACAAUUUCAGAUUAAAGCAAUUGCCGGUAAUAUUAUUCCAGCUAUUGCAACGACAAAUGCAAUAAUUGCAGGAAUGAUCGUGAUGCAAUCGUACAAAGUCCUAAGUGAAAAAUUCUCCGAUUGUAGAAAUGUGUUUUUAGAUAACUCACGACGACCACGAGUCCUUGUUUCCGAAAGUUUGACUUCACCAAAUCCAGACUGUCGUGUUUGUAAUAACACACACAUUAUUCUGAAAGUAAACACCAAAAUGGCAACUUUGCGUGAUUUUCUCGAAAGGGUGGUUCAUGAUGAUGAUGAAAUGGAUAUUAGUGAAGUUACAGUGGAAGAGGGUGGAAGGAUUCUGUAUGAUGUUGAAUAUGAUGAUAAUCUUGACUCUACUUUUGAGCAACUUCAAAUUACUGAUGGUAAAUUGGUUACCGUAAAGCCAGAAGAACAAAGUUCAUCUAUUUUUGCAAUUUCUCAUAGAGAAAACUUUGAAACGUCUUCGACAUGGUUUGAAAUCGAAGGUGUUUGUUUUGCUAAGAAUCGGAAUUCAGCACACAAAAGAAAGUUGGAAAUUGAUGCAAUCGAAGGAUCAUCUCGUAAACGUCAUGCGGUGGACGAGUCAACGGUCGAAGAUGACUCUGAUAAUGACACAUUACCGCGAGACGAUAUUAUCGAGGACGAGACAUUUGAAGGUGCGAUAUGCGAAGAAAAAAUAGUUUAUAAUAUCGACGAUGAUGAUGAUGAAGAAAAAAAAGUUUAUUAUAUCGACGAUGAUGAUGGUGAAGAAAAAAAAGUUUAUAAUAUCGACGUAGAAGAUGAAGAAGAAAAAAGAGUUUAUUAUAUCGACGAUGAUGAUGAUGAAGAAAAAAAAGUUUAUAAUAUCGACGAUGAUGAUGAAGAAAAAAAAAAAGUUUAUAAUAUCGACGAUGAUGAUGAAGAAAAAAAAAAAGUUUAUAUCAACGUAGAUGAUGAAGAAAAAAAAAAAGUUUAUAUCAACGUAGAUGAUGAAGGAAAAAAAAAUGUUUAUAUCAACGUAGAUGAAGAAGGAAAAAAAAAUGUUUAUAUCAACGUAGAUGAUGAAGAAAAAAAAAAAGUUUAUAAUAUCAACGUAGAUGUUGAAGAAGAAAAUAUUGAUAAAGAAGUAAUCAAAAAUGAUAAAAAAAAAAAUAGAGUUUGGGAACUUAUAGUCAUUGAUAAUUAA
This is a messenger RNA of Funneliformis caledonium, 2301 nucleotides long. Lineage: Eukaryota; Fungi; Glomeromycota; Glomeromycetes; Glomerales; Glomeraceae. The record is from the annotation of a GenBank genome assembly.